GGCAAAAAAACAAAAAGGCGGAGAGUGCAAAUGCAUUGCAGUCUCCCUUUUUUGGAUCUCUCAGAAUAAAAUAAGAACCAAUUAAUAAUUGAUAUCCAACACACCCUUUUCUUCCAUUUGACGAUUGAUAUAUGUGUCUAUAUCUUAGACCUAACUAAAUCGUGUGUUUCUGCCAGAGAUCUUGCCAUGGAAAAUGCUAGCCGCGUUCGAGCAUUUUCAUCUCCUGAAUUGCUACCGCUUCCAGCAAGCUCGACUGAAGGGGCAGAAGAUUAUAGCUUAGAAGGUGUUGCAACAAACGUGAAGCUACUACUAAAACUAAUCCAGGAUCACAACGAAGCUAGCACAAAGGACAACGAUGACCGUAAAAUGCGAAGGUUCGCUGGAAUGGUGUCCAUUCUGGAUGAUGUUAAGUUCCGAAUCCAAAAAUAUCAAUCUGGGAAGAAGAAGGCACCUCAGCUUAGGCGGUGCAACACGGAUCUUAGACGGAGUCAAGCUCCAGCAGACAAGAAACCGCAAGAAUCUGUAGUUGACGAGAAAGAGCGGUUAAGGAAGCAGCUAAAUGCAAGCAUGGCGGCUCGAAAGAGCCUAGAAAUGAUGUGUUCAAGCUUGGGAAAGGAAAAGGAAAUUAUGGCAGCCGAGAUUGCAAGAAAAGUUCAUGAAUUGAAUGAAGCGGAGGAGCUGGUCAAUGACCUCAAAGCCCAAAAUGAGACAUUGAUGGCAAAACUUCAAGCUCGUGCUCCGCAGAAGAAAAGUACUAAUAGCGGAGGAGAAGCUCAAGGAAAUGCAGCACUUCAGGAGCGUAACCGGACGCUUUCGGAGCAACUCCUCAAGUCCCUUGAUAGCUGUCGAUCUUUAAAGAGAAAAUACAAAGUUGCAAAAGAGGAAAACAGUGGAAUUUGCGCUACAAUGGAUGUGAUUAAGAUGGAAAUAGGUGCUGGGCUUGAAAAAAUACGUAGCUUUAGGAGCAGAGUGGCCAUAAGCAAAGAUAUUGAAGAGGAGAUUUCAGCAUUAGAGCAAAUGUUUGAGGGUUUUGAUACGAAGAUCUCAAAACAUAGGGACAUUGAAUGUGCUAAACCAAAAGCUGCGAUCAAUACUAGCAAGCCUCCUGUUCUUGAAUAAUAUGAAGAAGAAAGGAUGUUUUAUUUUCCCCAGAGGAGGACAAUACACUUAGGUAUCUUCAAUUAUUUAUAAUGAGGGAAGCAGUUGUAUCAUAUCCAAGUAGACAUGAUUAGUGAUGCUGCUCGAAUGUCCAUGUACAAUUGCCUGAUUCAGUUUUUCGGUGUACUCCCUAAACAGCUGUGCAAUUCCAAAAGUUUUUUUUUUUGCUGUAUCUUGAGUCGCAGGAUGCUCUUAGAAUAAGUUCUUAAGGUUUCUGAUGCAUCUCAUUGUAAUGGAUCCGUUAUUGUGGUAAGCAA
Molecule: messenger RNA, 1415 nt
Organism: Populus euphratica (Euphrates poplar)
Lineage: Eukaryota; Viridiplantae; Streptophyta; Magnoliopsida; Malpighiales; Salicaceae
Product: myosin heavy chain-like protein
Exons: 2
Coding region: 187-1119 (310 amino acids)
Source: RefSeq, a predicted model, not a curated record